Messenger RNA from Balaenoptera musculus (blue whale), 3020 nucleotides. RefSeq names its product zinc finger protein 483 (gene ZNF483). Gene Ontology annotation, biological process: regulation of transcription by RNA polymerase II. NCBI's taxonomy places the organism in Eukaryota, Metazoa, Chordata, Mammalia, Artiodactyla, Balaenopteridae. The record is from RefSeq and is a predicted model, not a curated record. Bases 228 to 2495 code for a protein of 755 amino acids. Gene Ontology annotation, molecular function: DNA-binding transcription factor activity; RNA polymerase II cis-regulatory region sequence-specific DNA binding. The transcript is spliced from 6 exons.
UUGCGCGCGCAGCUCCUGCAGGACCAGUUUCUAGAAGCUUGUUGCGGUGGUGUGGGUCAUGGCUGCGGGUCCUGACGCAGUUUCUGCAAGACCAUAAAGUGGAUCCUUGGAACACUUGAUAUUUUGCUGGAGAGUGCCUUUUGGUGGCCUGUGUUGACACUCGAAGUCUAAAGGGGACUGAAUUCCUCCUGGUGAUACACAUUGCAAGCCGGAGUAGCCUGAGCGAGAUGACAGCCAUCCCCCUAGAUCCUCACACUUUGGUCUCAAGUGAACAAAACAAGGUGCUAAGAAUGGAGACCCCUGGGGAUCAAGAAGCGCUCCUAAGAGGAGACACUGUUGACCCAGAGUCUUUCAGACAGAGGUUCAGGUGGUUUUGUUACUCCGAAGAGGCUGGACCCAGAAAAGCCCUGAAUCAACUGUGGGAGCUCUGCAUUCAGUGGCUGAGACCAGACAUCCACACGAAACAACAGAUUCUCGAGCUUUUGGUGUUUGAGCAAUUCCUGACCGUUUUGCCAGGGGAGAUCAGGAUUUGGGUCAGGUCACAACAUCCUGAGAGUAGCGAGGAAGUGGUGACCCUAGUGGAGGAGUUGACCCAAGUGCUUGAAGAAAAGGAAGAUACGAUCUCUCAAGAUUCUGUUAUUUCCCAAGAGGAGAAUCCUGAAGAAGAUAAAACAGUUUCUGUUCUUCCAAAUACUGAGUCCCAAGAAUCCAUGACACUCAAGGAUGUAGCUGUGACCUUUUCCAGAGGAGAGUGGAGGACGCUGGAGCCUUCUCAAAAGGAGAUAUAUAAGGAAGUGCUGCUGGAGAACUAUAGGAACCUAGAAUUUCUGGGCUUUCCAGUUUCCAAGUUAGAUUUGAUUUCCCAGCUAAAGUGGGCUGGACUACCACGGCUGCUGCAAAAACAAGUCUCAAGAGGCUCCAGACCAGAGUGUGAACUUAGCGGUGAAUUGAAGGAAUCUGGCGGAAAUCAAGAUGUUCUUACGGAAGAAUGGACUUUAGAUAAAAUAAUAGAAAGGUAUCUAAUGAGUGGUGAUUGUGACUUGAUGGGAGAAUCCUGUAAACAUUAUGGCAGACUAGAGGAGGGUCGUAGUGAUAGGGAACAUUCACAAGUAGCAAUCACACAAAAGAAAACUCAAGGGAGAGGCAAUAAGGGUGAGGAAUUUGACUCAGAAAAGAGCCCUUUUGGAAAUAACUUCAAACCACCUUCAGACCUAAUUAAACAUCUCAGAAUCUACUUAAGGAAGAAAUCUCGGAGGUAUAACGAAGGCAAGAAACCCUUCAGUUUUCAUUCAGACCUUGUCCCGAACCGCAAGGAACACGGUGGAGAAAAGCCACGAAAAUGUAAUGAAGGCAGGAAAGCCUUAAGUCACUCUUCAUCUCUGACUGAACAUCAGAAACAUCAGAAAAUCCAUUUUGGGGAAAAGUCCCAGAAGUGCAGUAGCUGUGGGGUAGCCUUUACUCAAAACUCAUCCCUUAGUAAGAGAAAAAACUCUACAUGCGAAAAAUGUUGGAAAGAUUUAGGUCAAGAUGCAGCCGUAGAUAAAGACGAGGGAACUGAGACUGGAGAAAAAACCCAUAAAUGCAGCAAAUGUGGAAAAGCCUUUGGCUAUAGCGCCUCACUGACCAAACAUAGGAGAAUUCACACUGGGGAGAAACCCUACAUGUGCAAUGAGUGUGGAAAAGCCUUCAGUGACAGCUCAUCACUCACACCACACCACCGAACCCACAGUGGAGAAAAGCCCUUCAAGUGUGAUGAUUGUGGAAAAUCUUUCACCCUGAGUGCCCACCUCAUUAAACAUCAGAGAGUUCACACUGGAGAGAAACCCUAUAAAUGUAAAGAAUGUGGGAGGCCCUUCAGUGACAGUUCAUCUCUUAUUCAGCAUCAGCGAAUUCAUACUGGAGAAAAACCCUACACGUGUAAAAACUGUGGAAAAUCCUUCAGUCAUAGCUCAUCCCUUUCCAAACAUCAGAGAAUUCAUACCGGAGAGAAACCCUAUAAGUGUGGUGAGUGUGGGAAAGCCUUCAGACAGAAUUCUUGCCUUACCCGACAUCAGAGGAUUCAUACUGGAGAAAAGCCGUAUUUGUGUAAUGAUUGCGGGAUGACUUUUAGCCAUUUUACAUCUGUGAUUUAUCAUCAGAGACUUCAUUCAGGAGAAAAACCUUACAAGUGUACCCAGUGUGAGAAAGCCUUCCCUACCCAUUCGCUCCUUAGCCGUCAUCAGAGAAUUCAUACGGGCGUCAAGCCUUAUAAAUGUAAGGACUGUGGAAAAUCCUUCAGUCAGAGUUCAUCUCUUAAUGAACAUCAUCGAAUUCAUACUGGAGAGAAACCCUAUGAAUGUAACUACUGUGGAGCAACCUUUAGUCGAAGCUCAAUCCUUGUAGAACACCUGAAAAUUCAUACCGGCAGGAGAGAAUACGAAUGCAACGAAUGCGAGAAGACAUUCAAAAGUAAUUCUGGCCUCAUCAGGCAUCGGGGAUUUCAUUCUGCAGAGUAAUUCUUGGAAAUAUAGUAAGGUGGGGGGUGGGAUUUAGUCACAGUUGUCCCUUGUCAAAAACCUGGGGUGUAAACUACCACAACAUUGAUUAGUAGGAAAUUUAGUCACAAUUGUCCCUUAUUAAAAACCGGGGGUGUAAACUACCACAACAUUGGUUAGUAGGAAAUUUAGUCACAUUAGUCCCUCAUUAAAAACCUGGGGUGUAAACUGCCGCAGCAUUGAUUAGUAGCUGCAACUUUGAUGGGUUGGCAGCUAGGAAAAAGAUACUUUUUGUCAUUCACCCCUCUUCUUUGCAAGGAUGUCAACUUUCAGUAGAUAGUGAUUCGGGUUGGUAAAGUCACAUGAAAAGAGAAGAAAGUAGUAGUAUGAGAUGUGAAAUGAUUCUGAAAAGCCAAAUGUGAAUUUAAAAAGCAGGAGAGGGGUGCACAGGGCCCAUCUUACGAACCUCUUCUCUUCAGAUUGCCUUCUCUCCUAGCUUCCGCGUUCACUACCAUGUAGUUUUAUAGAAAGAGGACCUGACUGUAG